This is a messenger RNA of Vollenhovia emeryi, 1218 nucleotides long. RefSeq names its product 8-oxo-dGDP phosphatase NUDT18. Bases 152 to 1129 code for a protein of 325 amino acids. Gene Ontology annotation, molecular function: 8-oxo-GDP phosphatase activity; 8-oxo-dGDP phosphatase activity; magnesium ion binding. The transcript is spliced from 4 exons. NCBI's taxonomy places the organism in Eukaryota, Metazoa, Arthropoda, Insecta, Hymenoptera, Formicidae. The record is from RefSeq and is a predicted model, not a curated record.
UGACACAUCUCGAUGCGUCUUUCCACGCGUUUACCGCCUAAUGGCCUGUCACUUGUACGCCGCUCGUCACUGACCGCGGAGAGAAAGAGAGAGCUGCAUCGGGCCACGCGACACGGUAUUUUCAGGCUGUGCGUGCGUGCGUACGCGCAACAUGUCAGACCUCGUGGAGAAUCAAGUGGAAUCGCUGCUCGCCGGACAGGCGCUGGAGAACGAUGACAUAUGCAAUGUACAUACUCUCGCGAGUGACACGACAGGUGCAAAAUCAGGUCAGCCGCACGUUCCCAUUUGCCUGAAAACGGUGACGUACAUAGUCGCCGCUGUGGUCAUCAAUGACCAGGGCGAGGUGUUGAUGAUGCAGGAGGCGAAGGCCUCCUGCACCGGCAAGUGGUACCUGCCGGCCGGCAGGGUGGAGAAGAACGAGAAUCUCGUGAGCGCCGUGAAGAGGGAGGUCCUGGAGGAGACGGGCCUGGUGAUAGAGCCCUCGACGCUGAUACUCGUCGAAUGCGCCAACGGCACGUGGUUUCGCUUCGUAUUCACCGGCAAUAUAGUCGGCGGGAGCCUGAAGACGCCCGACCAGGCGAACGAGGAGUCGCUGCAAGCGUGUUGGGUGCGAAACAUCGACGACCUGCCGUUGAGGUCCAACGACAUCCUGUACCUCCUGGAUCGGGGCAAGAGUUACGUUUCGAACAAGUCCGUGCCUCAGCACCCUCACUUGAUGCCCGUGUCCAAGUCGCAUGCGAAGCUGUCGCUCAGAUUAAUAGUUACAUCUAAAAAAAGGGCAACGAACAGUUUACACGUGCUUAUGUCUGACACCGAACGGUAUAAUCCGCCAAUUUGCGAGGUCAACCCAAAUCGCAGUUUACUGUCGACUCUGCAUAGCUUCAUGAUGGAAAUAUUCGGGAACGAUGUAGCUCAGCACAAGCCACACGGUUUAUUGUCUGUCGAAUUUAGCGGUGGACAGGGAGGAGAUGGCCUGUGCUUAACAUUGCUGGUAUCCUUCAAACUGCCAUUGGAAGACGUACCUGUAAUCGGGAAGUACAUCUGGCAUGAACUUUCCGAAAACGUAGCAGAAACUCUCGCAGCCCGGCUACCGCGGAACAUGACUGUUCCUUUGAAGGUUGUACGUUAAUUGCAGACGAAUGUAAUUAGUUUGCUCGACAAAAGUGAACGGUGUAACAGAACUCGGAGAUCUUUUUUACUAAAAUCAAGUUUAUAAUG